Ziziphus jujuba (common jujube) is the source of this 1148-nucleotide messenger RNA. RefSeq names its product protein DMP8. Bases 173 to 931 code for a protein of 252 amino acids. Gene Ontology annotation, biological process: endomembrane system organization. Lineage: Eukaryota; Viridiplantae; Streptophyta; Magnoliopsida; Rosales; Rhamnaceae. The transcript has a single exon. The record is from RefSeq and is a predicted model, not a curated record.
AAAAAAAAAAAUCCAUGAAGAAGAGUAAAGCAAUUAUCUUUUCUUUUUUCUUUUUUCUUUUUUUUUCCCCUGUACGUUGCAGUUUAAAAAUAAUGUUAUUGAAAUGGUUAGAAAUUAGUAACUGUAAAUAACUACCUAAACCACUUCAAAUUCAAAUUAGUGUGAAAACCGAAUGGAUCCAAUAAAUAACACACGUACUACUUACUCUGUUCUCCCUUUGUAUGUUUUUUAUUGUCCAGAAAUCAUGGAGAAACCUGAAGGUAUUGGAAUCAAAGUUUACAACAACACAGCCCCAGAACCACAUGAAGAGACCACCGUACCGAUACCACACCCAAAUCCUGAUCAGUCCUCUUCAUCGGCUCCGGAACCCGAACCCGGACCCGGCCGCAAACGGCGCGUCAUGGCAAAGGGUGUCCAGAAAACCCUCUCGAAAACCUCCAUGCUCGUAAACUUCCUCCCAACUGGCACACUCCUAACAUUCGAGAUGGUCCUCCCUUCAAUAUACCGCAAUGGCCGAGACUGCUCUGCCGUCACCACCAUGAUGAUCCACCUCCUUCUUGGCCUUUGCGCUCUCUCUUGCUUCUUCUUCCACUUCACCGACAGUUUCCGUGGUCCUGACGGCAAGGUCUACUAUGGUUUCGUCACUCCAAAAGGAUUAGCAUUGUUCAAGCCGGGUCUCAAAGUGGAUGUUCCCAAAGAAGACAAGUAUAAGAUGGGGUUGACGGACUUUGUCCAUGCGAUAAUGUCGGUGAUGGUGUUCGUGGCGAUUGCGUUUUCGGAUCACCGGGUGACGGAUUGUCUGUUUCCGGGUCACGAGAAGGAAAUGGAUGAGGUUAUGAAGAGCUUUCCUUUGAUGGUGGGGAUUAUAUGCAGUUCUCUGUUUCUUGUAUUUCCCAACACUAGGUAUGGGGUUGGAUGCAUGGUUGCUUGAUUGGAGAAUUAUUGUUGUUUCCAUUAACAAUUUGUUGUUUGUAUUUGUUGCCAUGGAUUAGUUCUUGGAUAGUUCUAUUUUCGUUCGUUAAAUACUCAAACAUUACUCUGGCAUUCUUGUGUUCAAUCAAAAACUUAAAUUCAAUGUGCUUGUUUUACUAUUAAAAUAAUAAUAGUUUUUACAUGGAAGUCUGAUGAAUGUAAUUGUUAGAGGGAUA